GUUCCAGAACAGCGAUGGGGAGGUCAAAUACUUGCGUGAUGGUGAAGAACUGAUUCGGCCAGAGCGAAACACUUUGACCGUAAGCUUUACGGAUUUGGAGCAGUUCAAUCAGCAGCUAUCUACCACUAUUCAGGAGGAAUUUUACAGGGUUUACCCUUACCUCUGCCGAGCAGUAAAGAUUUUUGCCAGAGACCAUGGAAAUGUUCCUUCAAACAAGGACUUUUACGUUGCAUUCCAAGAUCUACCUACCAGACACAAAAUUAGAGAACUGACAUCAGCAAAAAUUGGCUCCCUGAUGCGUAUCAGCGGACAGGUGGUACGUACCCACCCAGUUCAUCCUGAGCUUGUAAGUGGAACCUUCCUGUGCCUUGACUGCCAGACAGUGAUUAAAGAUGUGGAACAGCAAUUCAAAUACACGCAGCCAAACAUCUGCAGAAACCCAGUCUGUGCCAAUAGAAGGAACCCAAACAAAUCAAGAUUUGUUGACUUCCAGAAGGUUCGUAUUCAGGAGACGCAGGCUGAGCUGCCGCGCGGUAGCAUUCCUCGCAGCGUGGAAGUGAUCUUGCGUGCAGAAGCAGUGGAGUCUGCUCAGGCAGGUGACAAAUGUGACUUCACAGGAUCACUGAUUGUUGUGCCUGAUGUGUCCCAGCUCUCAACACCAGGGGUGCGUGCGGAAACCAGUUCCAGGGUGACUGGGACAGAAGGCUAUGAAACCGAAGGCAUCCGAGGACUUCGUGCCCUUGGAGUCAGAGAGCUGUCAUACAAGCUAGUCUUCCUAGCUUGUUAUGUUGCACCGACAAAUCCACGGUUUGGUGGAAAAGAGCUCCGAGAUGAAGAACAGACUGCAGAAAGCAUUAAAAACCAAAUGUCUGUGAAAGAGUGGGAAAAGGUGUUUGAAAUGAGCCAAGAUAAGAACCUUUACCAUAAUUUGUGCACCAGCCUCUUCCCCACUAUCCAUGGUAAUGAUGAAGUGAAACGUGGGGUCCUGCUGAUGCUUUUUGGAGGAGUUCCUAAGACCACUUCAGAAGGCACUUCAUUGCGUGGGGACAUUAACGUUUGUGUUGUUGGUGAUCCAAGUACAGCCAAGAGUCAAUUUCUAAAGCAUGUGGAUGAGUUCAGUCCUCGUGCUGUAUACACCAGCGGAAAAGCCUCCAGUGCUGCUGGUCUAACAGCAGCUGUUGUAAAAGAUGAAGAGUCUCAUGAAUUUGUUAUUGAAGCUGGAGCACUGAUGCUGGCAGAUAAUGGGGUUUGCUGCAUUGAUGAAUUUGACAAAAUGGAUGUGCGGGAUCAAGUAGCCAUUCAUGAAGCCAUGGAGCAGCAGACUAUAUCCAUUACUAAAGCAGGAGUAAAGGCUACCCUGAAUGCCAGGACUUCCAUUUUGGCUGCAGCAAACCCAGUUGGUGGGCGCUAUGACAGAUCCAAGUCGCUGAAACAGAAUAUAAACCUAUCAGCUCCCAUCAUGUCUCGCUUUGAUCUCUUCUUCAUCCUCGUGGAUGAAUGUAAUGAGGUUACAGAUUACGCCAUUGCCAGACGCAUAGUGGAUCUGCAUGCCAGGGUAGAAGAAUCUGUUGAUCGUGUCUAUUCAUUAGACGAUAUCAGAAGGUAUCUGCUGUUUGCAAGACAGUUUAAACCAAAGAUAUCUAAGGAGUCUGAGGACUUUAUAGUGGAGCAGUAUAAACGACUACGGCAGCGUGAUGGCUCUGGAGUGACAAAGUCAUCCUGGAGAAUCACAGUGCGACAGCUGGAAAGCAUGAUUCGGCUAUCUGAAGCUAUGGCCCGUAUGCACUGCUGUGAUGAGGUUCACCCAAAACAUGUGAAGGAAGCUUUCAGGCUUUUAAAUAAGUCCAUCAUUAGAGUUGAGACUCCUGACAUCAAUUUAGACCAAGAAGAUGAAGAGCAAAUGGAGGAUCAAGAGCACCAAGAUGGAGUCAAUGGUGAAGCAGAAGCUCCAGCUGGGGUCAAUGGUCUUGUGAAUGGGAUCAGUGGCCAUUCUGAGGACAUGAACAAGGAUGCUGCACCCAAAGCUUCCCUUAGACUGGGCUUUGCCGAGUAUCGACGAAUUUCUAAUCUCCUGGUGCUGCACCUCAGGAAAGCAGAGGAAGAAGAAGAUGAUUCAGCAUUAAAGAAGAGUGAACUUAUUAAUUGGUAUCUAAAGGAAAUUGAAUCUGAAAUAGAAUCUGAAGAAGAACUAAUAAAUAAAAAGAAGAUCAUAGAGAGAGUAAUUCACCGACUUACACAUUAUGACCACAUUCUGAUAGAACUGUCCCAGUCAGGACUGAAAGGAUCCAGAGAAGAGGAGACUUUUGAUGAAGAUCCAUACCUGGUUGUCAACCCAAACUAUCUGCUGGACGACUAAGGGCUGAGAACUGGAUUGUAGAACUGACUAGUUACAUGUUGGAAAAUGCAUUCUUUUCUGCAUCCUUGCAAGGCUUGCUGUAUAGCUAACAUCUUAACUUCCUAUGAAUGCUUUAAUGUGGAAUUCGCCAAUGUGCGGUUAGUAAUAUGUGAUUGCUCAUUUACACUGAGUAUA
Pterocles gutturalis (yellow-throated sandgrouse) is the source of this 2530-nucleotide messenger RNA. Its product is annotated as DNA replication licensing factor MCM6-like. Lineage: Eukaryota; Metazoa; Chordata; Aves; Pterocliformes; Pteroclidae. The record is from RefSeq and is a predicted model, not a curated record. Gene Ontology annotation, molecular function: single-stranded DNA binding; single-stranded 3'-5' DNA helicase activity; ATP binding. Gene Ontology annotation, biological process: DNA replication initiation; double-strand break repair via break-induced replication; mitotic DNA replication. Gene Ontology annotation, cellular component: nucleus; MCM complex.